Molecule: messenger RNA, 1572 nt
Organism: Ylistrum balloti
Lineage: Eukaryota; Metazoa; Mollusca; Bivalvia; Pectinida; Pectinidae
Product: H/ACA ribonucleoprotein complex subunit 2-like protein
Exons: 4
Coding region: 22-480 (152 amino acids)
Biological process (GO): snRNA pseudouridine synthesis; rRNA pseudouridine synthesis
Cellular component (GO): nucleolus; box H/ACA snoRNP complex
Molecular function (GO): box H/ACA snoRNA binding
Source: RefSeq, a predicted model, not a curated record
GCACAUGGUUAGGGAAUAAAAAUGGGAAAAGACAAGAAAAGAAAGUCUGAAGGUGCAGAAGAGGAGGGUGGCGACAGCAAAGAAGCAUGGAAUUCGAAAAUUGAACAUCUUAAUGCUAUUUCAAAGCCACUUGCUCCGCGUAAAUUAAGCAAGCGAUUGUAUAAAGCAAUCAAGAAAGCUGCAAAACAAAAACAGCUGAGAAAGGGAGUAAGAGAAGUACAGAAAUUUGUAAGAAAAGGAGAAAAAGGUGUGAUUGUGUUGGCUGGAGAUGUUAGUCCAGUUGAUGUCAUCUGUCAUAUGCCACUUCUGUGUGAGGAAGGAGGGAUACCCUACUGUUACACACCCUCCAAAGAUGACCUGGGAUCUGCAUGUGGAUCAAAGCGACCAACCUGUAUGGUAAUGAUCAAGCCUCAUGAUGACUACUGGGACUUAUAUGAUGAAUGUUUUGGAGAGGUCAAAGAUCUUCCGCUUCCAAUCUAAGGCUGGAAUUGUGGGAUAUGGAAAUUUGUGUUCAACUGUAAGAUCUUGAAAAUUGUUAGAUGCAGAAAAGUAAAAUAAUUCCUGGAUACAACUCUUGUCCUCCCAAUCUAAAGAUGUUGGACAACAUGGUAGCAGAUGUUUUAUUGACAUACAUGUACACUGCAUUAAGGACUCAAUUGUUCAAACCACUUAUGACUUAGAAGUUAACUUGGAUUUCAAGAAUGCCAGAUAUUUUUCUACCUUCUAAAAAUUUUAAUGUUUCCUUUUUGUAGUUCCGAGUUGUUUUUUUCAUAUUGUUUUUUUAUAUAUAAAAUUAGCAAUUCUAAAAAUAUCUGAGACAGAAAAUUUCAUUACAUGUCCUGUUAUGAUCAGAUGGUGUUUCGAAGAUGGCGUCAUCAUAUAUUCGGUAAUUUACAUAAUACAGGUUUUACUUAAUUGUGUGAAAGAGAGCUGGUAAAUGUAUCAUUUGAUGCAUUUUAUGGUAUGGAAGUUUUUGCAAUCUUUUAACCUUAUCUGAUGAUACUUUCAUUAUUCACUACACAAAUAGACAAAUCACUUUCUCACUUAAUAUAUAUAUAUCAUUGAAAUUUUGUAUAUAUAUAUAUAUCAUUGAAAUUUUGUAUCUCUUGUCAAUGGUUAUGAAAUUUUUUGUCUCAUGUCUAAGGUAAUUUACUUUUCUUGUCUUCUUGAACUAGCAUUUAUUGUGUUUUAUUGGAAGGUCCAAUAUGUGUUCAGAGAGCCCAUGAUAUUUAAACAUAUACAUCUAUGAAAUAGCAUCAUUUUAUUUUAGGGAACUUAUUGUUACAAAUUUUGUGGCCUGCAGACUAUCGAUUAUAAGUGGUGGUGUUGCAGAAUUUCAACCCUAGAAAUUUGUUAUGGGAACAGACUGAUGAAGUGUGAACCCUAAAAUACAACAGUGUUGUACAGCUAAUGAAAGGAAAGUGUGACUGUAAAAUAGUGUGGAUGUGGCAAGAGAGAACUGAGUGAAAGCAGAGAGCUAAAUAACACUAGGUUUCUGGUGAAAGUUAUUGUUUUCACACAAUUAUUAAGGAAUGUGGAUUAUCAGAUUUUCAAUAAAACAUUACCACAUUA